ACAUAUAUCGUUUCUCUGAGAGCAGAGUGAAACAGAAGCAGAGAGCUAAAAGAGAAUGUCGGGAGGCAUAGCACGUGCUCGUCUUACCGAGGAGCGCAAAGCAUGGCGCAAGAAUCACCCUCACGGUUUUGUGGCGAAACCCGAGUCCGGUGCAGACGGAUCGGUUGAUCUGAUGGUGUGGCAUUGCCUCAUCCCUGGUAAACCUAAUACCGAUUGGGAAGGAGGGUAUUAUCCGCUGACGAUGCACUUCAGCGAAGACUACCCUAUCAAACCUCCGAAAUGCAAGUUCCCUCCUAAUUUCUUCCACCCUAAUAUAUACCCUUCUGGUACCGUAUGCCUCUCGAUUCUCAAUGAAGACAGUGGUUGGAGACCGGCAAUUACGGUGAAGCAAAUUCUUGUCGGCAUUCAAGAUCUACUUGACUUGCCCAAUCCAAGUGAUCCGGCUCAAACCGAUGGCUAUCAGAUUUUCAUUCAGGAACCCGACGAGUACAAGAAACGCGUGCGACAACAGGCGAAGCAAUAUCCGUCACCUGUCUAGAUAAUAUCGGUAUGCACUUUUGCAUUAGUAUCAAGAUAAAACAUUCGAAGUCGUGUGCUAUUUCGGGAACUAAAUUUUUGUGUAGAUAUAUUAUCCGUUUUGUCGUAGAUUUUGCGACUUAUGGUUUGAUUUCAU
This is a messenger RNA of Erythranthe guttata (spotted monkey flower), 673 nucleotides long. Its product is annotated as SUMO-conjugating enzyme SCE1. The record is from RefSeq and is a predicted model, not a curated record. NCBI's taxonomy places the organism in Eukaryota, Viridiplantae, Streptophyta, Magnoliopsida, Lamiales, Phrymaceae.